AUGGAGGCGAUGGAGGAGCUCGCGGAGCUCGCCGACGCGACGCUGCAGGGCGCCUCGCUGCUCGCGGACGACGACCCCUCCGCCGACCGCCCGAGCCGCCGCGGCUCGUCCUUCCUCACCGCCGUCGCGAUCGGCAACGUCGGAGCGGGCAAAUCGGCGGUGCUCAACGGCUUGAUCGGCCAUCCCGUGCUCCCUACCGGGGAGAAUGGCGCGACAAGGGCCCCGAUCUGCGUCGAACUGCAGCGGGACGCAUCGCUCAGCAGCAAGGCCAUCGUUCUGCAGAUCGACAGCAAGUCACAGCAGGUUUCCGCGAGUUCCCUCAGGCACUCGUUGCAGGACAGGCUGAGUAAGGCUGGUAGUUCUGGCAAGGGGCGGUCGGAUGAAAUCAAUGUGAAAUUGUGCACCAGCACAGCCCCUGCACUAAAAUUAAUCGACUUACCGGGCAUAGAUCAACGGAGCAUGGAUGAAUCAAUGAUUGGUAACUAUGCAGCACGCAAUGAUGCAAUUUUGCUAGUUAUCGUUCCAGCUCUCCAAGCACCUGAUGUGGCAUCUUCUCGAGCUCUAAGGAUUGCCAGAGAAUUGGACUCAGAAGGUACUAGAACCAUUGGUAUCUUAAGCAAAAUUGAUCAGGCCGCUGGAGAACAGAAAGCCCUGGGUGCUGUUCAGGCCUUGCUUGUAAACCAAGGUCCAAGAACUGCAGCAGACAUUCAGUGGGUAGCUACAAUUGGGCAUUCUGUUCCUACUGCCUCUGUUCAGUCUGAAGUAGGUUCUGAAACCUCACCAGAAGCUUCUUGGCAAGCAGAAGUAAAAGGCCUUAUAUCUAUACUUUGCGGAUCUCCCCAAAGUAAGCUUGGUCGAGUAGCUUUAGUUGAUUCACUUGCUAAGCAGAUAAAGACACGGAUAAAAGUUAGGCUGCCAAAUCUUCUGAAUGGUCUCCAAGGGAAGUCUCAAAUUGUCCAAGAGGAAUUAGCAAAACUUGGAGAACGGAUGGCCGAAAGUUCUGAAGGAACCAAGGCAAUUGCUUUAGGACUUUGCCGAGAAUUUGAGGAUAAGUUUCUUCAACAUAUUGCUGGGGGUGAGGGUGCGGGUUGGAAAGUUAUUGCAAGUUUUGAGGGGAAAUUUCCAACUAGGAUCAAACAACUACCUCUGGACAAGCAUUUUGAUAUGAAAAAUGUCAAAAGGAUUGUUCUGGAGGCUGAUGGUUAUCAGCCAUAUCUGAUAUCACCUGAAAAAGGUUUAAGGUCUCUCAUAAGAGGGCUUCUAGAGUUAGCAAAGGAACCGUCUAUACUCCUUGUGGAUGAGGUUCACCGUGUAUUGCUAGACAUAGUAUCAUCUGCAGCAAAUGCAACUCCAGGACUUGGUAGAUAUCCUCCAUUUAAGCGGGAGGUAAUUGCAAUUGCAUCUGCUGCUUUAGACGGUUUCAAGAAUGAGGCACGAAAGAUGGUCGUCGCACUAGUUGAUAUGGAGCGCGCAUUCGUACCUCCCCAGCAUUUUAUUCGCUUAGUGCAGAGGAGAAUUGAAAGGCAACAUCAAGAGGAUGAGCUGAAGAGUCGCUCUACAAGGAAGGGUCAAGAUUCAGACCAAAAGAGAGAUACAAGCCCACAAAAAAAUUCAAAUCAAGGUGAGAUGAAACAGGCAUCGAAUAUACAAGUUUUAGGUCCUGCAGGCGAAAUUAUUGCUGGUUUUCUGUUCAAAAAACGUGCAAAAGCAAAUGACUGGAGCAAGAGAUGGUUUGUUCUAAAUGAGAAAAGCGGAAAGCUUGGAUACACCAAGAAACAAGAGGAGAGACAUUUUCGGGGUGUCAUAAUUCUGGAGGAUUGUAAGCUUGAAGAGAAUUUAGAUGACGAAGAUCCUCCAAGAAGUUCUAAAGGUUCUAAAAAGGCAAAUAUGUUAGAUACUGGAGAAGAUUCUAGUCUUAUGUUCAAGAUUACUCACAAGAUUGCCUAUAAAAAUGUUUUGAAAGCUCACAACGCUAUUAUACUGAAGGCUGAAAGUAUGAGUGAUAAAACUGAAUGGGUCACCAAGAUUAAAAGCAUUGUUGACCAGAAAGGGGUUUCUGCAAAGAAACCAAAUGCUUCAGAAGGUGGUACGCCAAUGAAGCAAAGCCAUUCAGAUGUUUCUCUAGAUACAAUGCUUAAGAAACCUGUGAACCCUGAAGAAGAGCUUAGAUGGAUAUCUCAGGAAGUCCGUGGAUAUGUGGAAGCAGUCUUGAGCAGUCUUGCAGCAAAUGUUCCCAAGGCUGUGGUUCUUUGCCAAGUUGAGAAAGCUAAGGAAGAUAUGCUUAACCAGCUGUAUACGUCUAUAAGCACGCAAAGCACAACCAAGAUUGAAGAGUUAAUCCAGGAGGAUCACAAUGUGAAGCGCAAGCGUGAAAAGUUCAAGUUGCAGUCAUCCCUUCUUUCCAAGGUCACUCGCCUGCUCAGCAUACAUGAUAGUCGGUCAGCCAAUGCUAGUUGGUCAAACGAUUCUGCUGGAUCAGAGAGUAGUCCAAGGGACACUGGACAUGGUGAUGAAUGGAAGUCCGCAUUCGAAGCUGGAUCCACCAAUUCAUCUUCUGGAGCAACCAGCCGCCGCAUGCCAAGUCGAGGGCCACCACCGCCGCCACCAAAUGGUGGCUGACCAGGAUUUCCAAGGAGCACAUCUGUUAGUGUUUGCUCCCCACAGCCUUAAGCAGUUGAUCUGAGUUUUCAGAAGAACACGUGAGGCAUAGCGAAGG
Messenger RNA from Setaria italica (foxtail millet), 2716 nucleotides. RefSeq names its product dynamin-2A. Lineage: Eukaryota; Viridiplantae; Streptophyta; Magnoliopsida; Poales; Poaceae. The coding region runs from base 1 to 2619 and encodes 872 amino acids. Gene Ontology annotation, molecular function: GTPase activity; GTP binding; microtubule binding. The transcript has 22 exons. Gene Ontology annotation, cellular component: cytoplasm; microtubule; membrane. The record is from RefSeq and is a predicted model, not a curated record.